GAAAGUUCAUCGCGUUCGGUAGGACGAUCGGCAAAAAAAUGGAGGAAAUGUCUACAUCAACCUUCUCAAGCAUUACCGGUGCCCCUUCGUAUAUGACUAAACAGUACACACCGUUGGCGAGCACGUUUCGUGAACACAGUGAGAAAUUCCCAGAUAACCAUCUUCCAGAGCCAAACAGUGAAGCCAUUGUUAGUGCUUUGAUGGCCCUGCAAAACAAAAUUCAUGGCCUGGAAUUAGAAAAGCAAAUGAUGACAACUUCCAUUCCCGAUGAACCAAGUGUGUGUGGAAAAAUGACCCAUUAUCCAGAGAGUACAUCUGAAUCAUCUGUUGCCCUUGCCACUGAACAUGACUUGCAAAUGAAAUUCAGCAACGAGUUUUGUAAAGACGUUGAUGAUAUGGAAACUGAACUUUGUGAGGGUCUCACAAACAAACAGCAAGGGAAGGCAAAACGGCAGAGGCGAAAAAUUACGCAGAAAGAGGAUAUUUCCGCACACCAUAUACCAAGAUCGCUACAGAAAGCUAGAAAACAUACAAAAUCAACAAGAAGAAAAAGUGAGCAGGUUUUGUAUUGUAAAUGUGGAGCCGAAAGUGGUCUUGAACAAUGCCAUCACUGCAGACCUAUUCCAGGCGUUCACUACAGGAUGAAUUUGAGAGACGUUCCAUUUCUCCUCACUGCUAGCACUUCUCCAUCGCACUCAAUUACAGCCAACUACCAGCAAUUACUUGCGUCGAUGAAGUGUCACAAUGGAUUAUUGUGUGGUGCUGCUGCUGCUGCUCAAAAGAAGAAGACAAACUGUUUCAAGUCCGUGACUGCUAUGAAGGCUCUUCUUAAGUCCCUUGAGGAGGAGUUUGGUCGGCUUACAUUUGAGCAUCAGGAACUUGCACAGAAGUUGACAACAAGACAACCAGCUGCUUUUGGAUUAAGUGAGGAGCAGCUACAGCAUUUGGCUGAUCAGAUGGAAUUGAAAACAAAGCAAAUUGGCAUUGUAUCCAGGCAGCUCGGAGCAACAGCUAAUUCUCGUAUAGACCGUCCUUCUACAAGUGUUCAAGUUACAUGUUCCAGAGAUGCAAAUGUAAAAUUUCUUCGAAGAAUAAAAGACAUUAAAACAACACUACAGGAAAAUGACCUUAGUUGGGAUUAAACACUCAUUACUUGUGCUGCAUUAGUUGUUUUUUAUAUUUUUCAACCUCCACACCUUCCCAAUGUCUUUGUUUCAGUGGAGAAAAAUACUUCUUGAUGAUACAGUCUCUAACAUGUGCUUCAUGCUUGGUAAGGGGGUUCAGUGUAGCAGCUAUGUUGUUUCCGACAGUGACAUCAUCGUUCAUACUUACGAGUGUGGUUGUAAUCUCUUUGAAAGAUGUUGAAAAAUUGAUUGCAAGUUGUGCAAUAUCCACACCUUGCUCCUGGCAGAACUCCAUUGCUUUGGCACAAGCUGAUUUUAUAUCAGCGCUUGCAGGAUGCCAGGGCUAGUGUGUGUGUGUGUGUGUGUGUAUGCUGCAUAAAUCUUGAAUAACAGACGCUAGAGCUAUGUACAUACCAAUUACACUCCUUUACACUUGCAAUACCAUAAUAGCUGCACAUUUUUUGUAGGGUUCAAAAUGGAGAUUACUUUUGCGUAUCACCAUGAUGUCUGGUAAUGUGCACACAAACUAAAUAUACCAGGGUUACUCUUUCAAAAAUUCCUGUAUCCCGCUUUAGGUAACUUUGUAUGAAUAUACCUGAACACCGUUAGGUGUUAGUAAUCCCAUUCCAAUAGGGCUUGCAUUGAUUAACCCCACAUUUCUUGAGUUAAAAUAAUGAAAAUGAUCGAUUAGUGAUGUAUCGUUUAAUGUGAGCCUACAGUAGCUCAAAACACAGUCAAUAGGGAUUGUGCUUUCCUCGGUUAUUUUCCUUAAUAUAGAGAGAGGAUAGCCUGUUAUUCCAAUAUAUCUGCAGAGCCCUUGAUCUUUUAGUCGCUGUAGUGCUGGUAAUGUCUCAUGCAAAACUGUAGCAAUAGAUGGUGCAAAUUCCACAUCAUGAAUUUGUAAUAUAUCAAUGUGGUCCAGUUGUAAACGUUUUAAACUCUCAUAAGCACUCCUAUUAACAGUUUCUGCUGAAAAGUCAAACAUAUUGGGGUAAUCUUGCUCGUAACGACACACUUUAGUGCUAACAAUGAAAUUUUCUCUCUUAAUGCCGCGAAGUGCUCUUCCAAGAAAUAACUCCGAUUGACCUUGGCCGUACCAGUAGGCUGUAUCAAUAUAAUUUACUCCUCUGUCUAGUGCUUCUUUCACAGCAUGUGUUGCUGUCUCCUGAUUAUAGUUUCCAUACACGUUUCCAAAUCCGGAACCACCCAUUCCAAGGAUAGACAGUUUCAAGCCUGUCCUUCCCAGUAGUCGGAAUUUCAUUUAUACUGAAUGUCUCUUGUUUGGAUCAACUUUAAAAAUGCGUACCUGUAUAGAAAACAUGGCUUGCUGCAUCAGUAAAGGCACAAACAUUCUAAUUCUUGGUAGUCCGCAUCUUUUUUCUCUUGGCAUCACAUGGUCUAUUGUUACAUGCGUCAUCAACGAGGUAG
This is a messenger RNA of Geodia barretti, 2552 nucleotides long. Lineage: Eukaryota; Metazoa; Porifera; Demospongiae; Tetractinellida; Geodiidae. The record is from the annotation of a GenBank genome assembly.